Molecule: messenger RNA, 720 nt
Organism: Cajanus cajan (pigeon pea)
Lineage: Eukaryota; Viridiplantae; Streptophyta; Magnoliopsida; Fabales; Fabaceae
Product: trypsin inhibitor A
Molecular function (GO): endopeptidase inhibitor activity
Source: RefSeq, a predicted model, not a curated record
GAGUUGAGUGCUACAACCACUGCUUCUUCAACCAUGUUCACCCUCUUCCUUCUUUGUGCCCUCACUUCAGCCAUCGCCGACGCCGUCACCGACAGAGACGGCGACGCCCUUCGCAACGGCGGCACGUACCACAUCCUCCCUCUCUUCGGAGUAAAGGAUGGCGGAAUCGAACUAGCCACCACCGGAAACGAAAGCUGUCCCCUCAGCGUGGUGCAAUCUCCCUCCGGCGCCACCUUCAGGGGACUCCCCAUCAGAAUUUCCUCCCCUUAUCGAGUGGCUUACAUCUCCGAAGGCCUCAUUCUGAGCCUGGCGUUCGCUUCUGCGCCGUCGUGUGCUCCCAGUCCGCCGAAGUGGACCGUCGUGAAGGGGUUGCCGGAAGGAGAAGCCGUGAAACUUCCCGGGUACCGGAGCACGGUGAGUGGGUGGUUCAAGAUCGAGAAAUCUUCCUUUGAGUACUUGUACAAGGUUGUCUUCUGCGCACGUGGCAGUGACACGUGUGGGGAUGUUGGGGUCAGUGUUGACGGCGGCGGUGUCAGCCGCUUGGUGGUGACGGACGAUGAGGGAAUCUUUGUCGAGUUUAUGAAGGGUAAUUCUGUGGAUGCUUGAGUGAAUCACAUGCUAUCAACUAUCAAGUAUGAAAAUCCAUACUCGCCGUAACUUAUUACAUUUAAAUCGUUUGAUUUAUAAUAAAAGAUCAUAUUACACAUGUAUAUUUAAGUU